Molecule: messenger RNA, 1071 nt
Organism: Cicer arietinum (chickpea)
Lineage: Eukaryota; Viridiplantae; Streptophyta; Magnoliopsida; Fabales; Fabaceae
Product: protein trichome birefringence-like 19
Cellular component (GO): Golgi apparatus
Molecular function (GO): O-acetyltransferase activity
Source: RefSeq, a predicted model, not a curated record
AAAAAUAAACUUUUUUUUUUCAGGUGGAAUGGCCCAUAGAUGUAUCAUAUACAAAAGAUGAUUAUUUCAUGAGAUGGAAAUACCCAAGUUACAAUUUCACAAUGGCUUUUUUCUGGUCACCUUUUCUUGUAAAAGCAAAACGAGAAAAUUCAGAUGGUCCAACUCACACUCGUCUCUACAAUAUUCACCUUGAUGAAUUUGAUCAUAAAUGGACAUCACAAGUUGAAGGUUUUGACUAUGUCAUUAUAAAUGGAGGACAUUGGUUCUUCAAACCAAUGGUAUUCUUUGAAAAAGGAAAAAUUGUUGGAUGUCAUUAUUGCCUCUUAAAAAAUGUCACCGACUUAACAAUGUAUUAUGGUUAUAGAAAGGCUUUUAAAACAGCAUUACAAGCCUUAAAUAGUUUAGAAAAUUAUAAGGGCGUUACAUUUUUAAGGACAUUUGCACCAUCACAUUUUGAGAAUGGGUUAUGGAAUGAAGGUGGAAAUUGUUUGAGGACUAAACCAUUUAAGAGUAGUGAAACAAGAUUAGAGAGCACUAAUAUGGAAUUAUAUAUGAUUCAAUUGGAGGAAUAUAAAAUUGCUCAAAAGAAGGCCAAAAAGAAUGGUUCGAAGAAAUUUACGUUGUUUGAUACUACACAAGCUAUGUUAUUGAGAUCAGAUGGACAUCCAAGCAGAUAUGGACAUUUGCCAAGUGAAAAUGUUACAUUAUAUAAUGAUUGUGUUCAUUGGUGUUUGCCAGGACCUAUAGACACAUGGAACGAUUUCUUACUUGAAAUGUUAAAAAUAGAGCGUGUGAAAUUUUAGGGGGAGAAAGGAAACCUCAAAUAGUUUGAUAAUUAGAUAAAGUAUAAAUUUAUUGUAUAAUCUAUCAUUGUUGUCAAUUUUUUAUUUUAUUUUGUAGAGAUCAAUUUUAUUGUUUUAUAAUAAAAUUGAUUAUUCUUAAUAGUUAGGAAAACAAAAAUUGAAUCUUUUGUAUUGUAGAAUAUGUUAUAUUAUAUGGGCUCUUUGUUUUUUGUGGUAGCAAGACAUUAAACGUGUGGUAAGUUCAAAGUUUGUUUGUAGCUUCUAAAAA